Fusarium sp. VM40 is the source of this 723-nucleotide messenger RNA. NCBI's taxonomy places the organism in Eukaryota, Fungi, Ascomycota, Sordariomycetes, Hypocreales, Nectriaceae. The record is from the annotation of a GenBank genome assembly.
AUGACUACCUUUCAAAUCGUUAUCAACAACAAGUAUGGUGCCAACAAGCGUUUUCUUUUGUUACAGGCCAAUCCGCCACCUACCAAUGGUCCGUCAGGGGAUAUCUUCACCAACGUUUACCAGCGUUCCCCAAUAAUUCAAUCUGGCGCUAGCAAGGUACAAUUCGUGUUGCAACAAGAAUAUUUUGCCAUUAUAGGAACAGCAAACAAAAGUGAUGACGGCACUCAUCGUGUUUAUACUAAUGAGUACCUUCCGACCAAGCUUGGACCGGGCGGUACAAUUGCCGCUGUCACGACCCAAGAUAACAACCCCAUGUGGGAUGUGAAAGCAGCUGCUGGCAAGACCCUUGCAGUUAAGGGCGGGUUCGCGAUUGUUACUGAUAACACGUUUACUACCGAUGAUCCAAAUCCGUUUUAUAUUGGCAUAGGAGCCCGUGAUCCUUCUUCCUCUGACAGCGUUAUCCCCUUGCAGACUUGGGUCGCUCAGCCGGGGCUCAACACUCAAUUGUACCCCAAGCCCAAGUACUACAUCUGCACCGGAGAGUAUCAGCCAGGAAUGGUGAUUGAUCCUAGUUUGUUGUCCAAUGUCCUGACUGUGGAUUUUACGAGUGCUGUGGUUCCUCAAGCAGAGUUCACUUUAUCCAACAAUGGCACCUAUGUACCCGACUCUCAGGUUGAAGUCAAUGGUGUCAAGUGGUCGUAUGGACCGAUGGGUGGUGCAUGA